Messenger RNA from Pleuronectes platessa (European plaice), 6866 nucleotides. RefSeq names its product WT1 interacting protein (gene wtip). The record is from RefSeq and is a predicted model, not a curated record. Gene Ontology annotation, cellular component: nucleus; P-body; adherens junction. Gene Ontology annotation, biological process: negative regulation of hippo signaling; response to hypoxia; positive regulation of miRNA-mediated gene silencing. The transcript is spliced from 8 exons. Gene Ontology annotation, molecular function: transcription corepressor activity. Lineage: Eukaryota; Metazoa; Chordata; Actinopteri; Pleuronectiformes; Pleuronectidae. Bases 606 to 2723 code for a protein of 705 amino acids.
CUAAACUCUCCUCUUUUCAGGCCGGCAGCCCCUUGCUGAGUUGGUCGCAAUCAUUGUUUCUCUGCAGCAUUAACCACAUUCCACAGAGGCGCAGCGCAUCCCGUCUACAUCCCCGCAUUCCUUUUACAAGAACGAGUCCCCGCAGUAAAACGGCGUUUAUUUCACGUUUCCCUCCGCCUGCUGAGCUCGGACUUACACAUUCGUGAUAUUCGCAGCGUAGCAGAUUAUCCGGGGCAGUUUAAUUCACAGAGGAGAGGCGGGAAGAGAAAUGUAGAGGAAAAACCAACAAGGGGAAAUUCCUCCGCGCAGCGCGCCAUUGACUGUAAAGACCUUUCAACUUAACAAAAACUGAAGUUGACAAACGUUUCCCUGUCGGCUGCAACUGUGAGAAAGAGUUUGUGUUGUUUGCGCGGAGCGGGGCCGAGCAGGAGGAGACGAUGCGGGACUCGGUGGAGGUUUGCGGGUGUACGUCGGAGUGUUUAGUGUGAAUGAGAGACGGCAGCACCGCGGCGUUUUGUUUUGAUUUCCAUGUGAAACGCAAUUAGUGCUCCGCCGCGCUGCUCGGAGCGGAGCGACACCGAGAGUGAACUUGUUUCUGCCUCAACAUGGAGCGCUACCAGGAGGAGCUGGGGCUCCGGAUGGACGACCUGUCCCUGUACGAAGCCUACAAAGACGGGAUGUACAACUCCAGGAGAGACUUGGUGAUUAACCCCGACUUGGACUUCUCGGCUCCGGCGCUAGCGGAGCACAAAAGUGCGCCGAUGAAUGGCAGCUCUGUGCUCCACCAGCAGCAUCACACGGUGGAGAAUUUCACGCCUGGAAAUAAAGUGUACAACGCGGCUCCGGUGAGACCCGUCGGCUGCAACCGGGCCGUGCCGGUGGACUUCUGCGCCCCGCAAAGAGACGCGGGCUACACCGAGGAGGGCUGCUGCACCAAAUCCGAGGUGGCUCUGCCCUGCUACACCGGCGCUGCGGAGCGGCACCGGAGGUACUCUCUGGAAGUGCAGGGCCACAGGUACAGCACCGGCUCCGCCUUCGACGGCGUGCCGCUCAACAAACCGGUGGCUCUCCCCGGCAACAGGUGCAACAGCGUCUGCAUCAGCAGCAGCCACGACGGGAGGUACAACGCCACCAGCCCGCGGUCCAGCCUGGCGUCCUCCCUCUCCUCCCAGGAGCAGAGCAAGCAUGUCAGCCCGAGGUCCAGCAUCAGCAGCCCGCGUACGAGUCUGGUGGUGCCGGGUCAGGACAGGUACACCAGCCCCAGGUCUAGUUUGGUGCACUGCGAGGGCAGUAGCGUGCUCAGCCCCAGGUCCAGCUAUGCAAGCACCGCCAGCGACACGAGUAAGCACUCCAGCCCCCGGGCCAGCCUCAACAGCUGUGACUGCUGCAGCAAGCCCAGCAGCAACCGCACCAGCGGCAUCAGCAUGGGCUACGACCAGAGACACGCCAGCCCGAGGUCGAGCACGGCCAGCCAGUACUCCUUCACCACCAGCCCGAGGUCCAGCUACUCCGAUUCCCGGUACGGGCCCGUGGUCAACCACGAUCUGGAGGGGGCGAUCCUCCACGCCGCGCCGCUGGCGAGUCCCCGCUCCAGCAUCUGCAGCCAGGACGGGAGCGCCAGACCGGGGACCACCGCUAACUGCGUGGUCAGCCCCCGCUCCAGCAUCUCCAGCCACAGCUCCAGAAGUUCCCGCAGCUCUAGGGGUUCUAUGAGCACCUACCCGGACCUGCAGCUGCCCUCACCCAGGUCGUCGAUGCUGGGCAGCGGAUUACACGAAGACACGCUGCUGCAGGAGUUUGGAGACUCCAACGGGAUCCAGAGCCGCCUCCACCUGCAGGGACUCUCGGCGGUGCCCGAGCCCCAGCUGCAGGCGGCAGGAACCCCGGAGAUGACCGCAGGGUCGCAGUCGUCGUUUAGUUACGGGGUGUCCACAAAGGCAACUACCACGGGCCAGAGGUAUAAGUUACCUUACCAGGUGACCCCCAGCCGGGAGAGCGGGCCGAGCCAGGCGGAGAGGCGGCUGGAGGCGCUCACCUUGGAGCUGGAGAAGGAGUUAGAGAUGCACAUGAAAAAGGAAUACUUUGGUAUCUGUAUCAAAUGUGGGAAGGGUGUGUAUGGAGCCAGCCAAGCGUGCCAGGCCAUGGGGAACCUGUAUCACACGAACUGCUUCACCUGCUGCUCCUGUGGGAGAAGGCUGCGAGGGAAAGCAUUCUACAACGUCAACGGGAAGGUCUACUGCGAGGAGGAUUUCCUGUACUCUGGUUUCCAGCAGACGGCUGACAAGUGCUUCGUGUGUGGUCACCUCAUCAUGGAGAUGAUCCUCCAGGCGCUGGGCAAGUCCUACCAUCCAGGCUGUUUCCGCUGCGUGGUGUGUAAAGAGGGUCUAGAUGGAGUGCCCUUCACUGUGGAUGUAGAGAACAACAUCUACUGUGUUAAAGACUACCACACGGUUUUUGCUCCCAAGUGUGCCUCCUGCAACCAGCCAAUCCUUCCAGUCCAGGGCUCUGAGGAAACCAUCCGGGUUGUUUCUAUGGACAAGGAUUACCAUACAGAGUGUUACCACUGUGAGGACUGUGGUCUGAAGCUAAACGACGAGGAGGGCCACCGCUGUUAUCCACUGGAAGGCCACCUGCUCUGCCACAGCUGCCACAUCCAUCGGCUCCAGUCGCAGGUCACCGCCCACCCGCCCCCCAGCUACCCCCUCCACGUCACUGAGCUGUGAGGGGGAGUAAGGUGGGCAGCAACCGAGCCCUGCCUCUCAGGUGUUCUGCAACUCCACCAGCGGGCAAAAGAAAGGCCUGCACCCCCUCCAGCCUCUGUGUGGCCAUCCGAGCUCCCGCCCCUGUCCUGGACCGGUUAGCCAGGCCGCGGACUAGCACACACAGUGCAGCUCCCACCACAAGCCCUGCCGUCACAUGACAGGGCUGGGAAAAAAGGGUCCCCCCUUCACCUCCAUCUGCGGUCCUUCUCCCCCCCUUCCCCUUGGGUGCCUAACCCUGAAAGCCAACUCGCUGGCUCAUCCAGAGGCCCCUGGUGACGCCACACCUCCUGACCCCUGCACAUUCAUCAAAGAGAGGGGUUUUUGGUUUGGAAAAGAGAACACAAACUCACUUUCUCUCUCUCUUUCCUCGCUUGCCUUGCUUGCUUUCCAUGUUUUUCAUUCCUGCGCUCUGACUGAAGCGGUUCACCGCAGUGGAUUCACCAGCGCUGUCACGUCUGAGAACUCGGUGGCAGGAAGACCGGGGAGCGAGCCACUACAUUCCAGUGCCGACAGGGCCGGACAGGCCCCAGGGGUGGGCAUGCUUUGCCUUCAGAGUGGGGCCCUCUAUGUGCAGCUACUAACACUAAAAUGGAGCCCUGCUAUAGGCUAUGCAAAGCACACCCAGCAUCAUGUCACAGAGCCGUGAGAGGGGGAAAAAAAGACUGUUGACUCAUUGCCCCUCUCCUUGCACCACCCCAACAAAACCGAUGCACCGUAGCACCACGAGCCCAGAGGACCGACUGACAUUCCACUUAUAGAAAUCUUAGAUGAGACCUCGAGAGAUUCACAAGCAGUGUCUUAAUUAAUGAUUAUAUUAUGACAGAAAAAGAAAAUUUUAGAUGCACAUAGAUUGUCUUUUAUACAUGAAUAUAUAUUUUGCAGAUGUUUUCCACAUAAGAUCCUAGAUGUAGAAUCUCUCUUUUUGUUGCUGCGCUCGUGAUCGAUUCCGAGGUGAAACACGCCGUCUGACGCCUCAGAACACGUUUGGGCUUUUGUAUCAUUUCUCGUCCAGGACACGGAGCCUCCUCGAGUUGGUCACUGGGUCGGAGAUCCAAUUUUUUUUUAAAGCAGCCUUGGCUCAAAUAGUAUUUGCCUGCAGUUGUUUCGUUCCACUUUGAGUACCAAAUGACUAGUUCACAAAUGAGUUUGGUUUGUCACAGAAUAACCCUCUAAAACACACAGUGUCAAACAUUUCUAAACUCUUACGAUUAUUUUUCAAGAUUUCUUUUACAAGUGUUGCAUUAAAUUCCCACAAAUGAGACAAUUUUGCUUUCCGUCAGUUGUGCCACUGUGUUUACAAACUAUCGUUCUCUGAGAUUUACCAAGGGAUAAGCAAUUACCAUGUCCUUGCUUGUAAAAUAUCUUUGAUGGCUGCAUCUUUUAUGUUUCUCCACGGAGCAUUUGUGAUUGUCAGCAGACCCAGCAAGCGAUAGCAGAAUGUACAGGUGCAGGCUGGGUAGAGCCAGAAGAGAUGGUGCACUAAUUAACAGAUAAAACUACUUAAAAACACUAAAAGUAAAGCCUGUGUGGGGAAAGGCUGCCAUGCAUAUGUUAUAUUCCAUAUUUAUAUUUGCUUUGGCAGUCUGUAUGGAUCUGGAACAUGGACUCAGUCUAUGCGUCCAUGAGUACUAUGGAAAUCAGUCAUUAAGAAGUAGCUACAUUUCUUCAAUAAAGAUAAAUGAGAACGGGUAAAAGUGAUUCUCUAUUAGCGACACCUCCCAUGCUGCCGUAUGAAUCUGGCAUCUUGCCAUUUGCUGCUCAAAGAGGAUGAAACUGCAUAAACUGCUAAAAUACCCUUUUAGCCUCAGGUCUGUCCAGUACACUGGCUCUUGGUAUGUUUUUUUCCAGACACUGGUUUUGUCACACAAGCACUGAGAACACAGUGUUCCUAUAAGGAACCGCCACUUGUCCGCAUGCCUUAAGACAGAACAGGUAUGUUUGGGUGUCUCGCUCUGGGGCCUGUACCAUGAAGCACCUUCAGAUCAGCCUGGGUUUACUGGAUUCACUGAGCCCGACAUCGGCCGUCCUGGAUGAACUGUAUCACGAAGCUUAGUUAUCAGCUGGCUCUGUUAACUCUGGAUUUACUAAUCUGGCUAUGAGAAUGUUCAAGUUCCAGUUUUUAUCUCGUCUCCUCUUGUUAGUGUGAGCUGCUGUGACACAAUCAGAGUGUAAAAACAUCCACAUUGUCAGGAAUCGAUCUGAUAAUCGGUGUAUAAUUAAUUGAAGUGCAGAAGUAAUCCUCAUUAUGUGACUGUUAGGUGGGAAACUAAGUCUGGAGCAGCAAAACAAUUCCACUGAUCUAUAAAAAUAUCUAUUGAACUUUAAUUAUUUCUCACUUCAACUCUUUUUGUCCAUGUCAGGAUCCAGUAGAAAUGCUUUCCCAGGGAUCUGAUCUGAUCAGUGAUCAGGCUGCUGACAGCUUCUGUUCUCUGAAGUUCACAGGCUCCAGAUCAGGUUAGCCAUGCAGCCUAGGUAACCAUGGCGAUCUACCCUGGUUUAAAAAAAAAAUGAAGAACUGAGCCAGCUUCAUGAUAUCAACAAACCUGAUUUCAGCCCACUGAUAGCUGGACGACCCCCUGAACUCGCUUUGUGGUGCAGGCUCCUGGUCCGCCAUGAAGUCUGCUGUUGUGUUUUCUGGGGGAACAGCCCUGAAAACCUGGAGCUGCUGGUCCCACCCACGUUUUUAGGAAGCAUCCCCCCCCCCCUCCCCCAACCAUAUUUCCCUUGCUUGUUAUGUGUGUCUGAGUGUGUGUGGAUGUGUUUGUGUGAGUACUGUGUGUGUAUAUGCAAAAGAAAAUCUACAUGAGACAGAAAAACAACUUGAAGCUCUGAGCUGUAGUGUCACUGGUGGAAAAGACUCUUCACCCCUCUCCACUGGGUUUCUGCUGUUAUGUGUUUUUUUUAGGAUUGGAGCGCAGCAGCUCAUGGAGCCAGAAUUCAAGAUAUUGUAGGAAACUUUAUCUUUUGAGGUAAAAAAUCACUGCAUCAUUCCUGCACAAGCAAAAAUCUGAUUUAUGCAGAUUAACCCCAACUGUUUGUGAAAAUUGUGUGCUAGUGUGUGCGUGUGUGUGUGCGUGUGUGUGUGCACCAGUGGCAGGGCCAUGGCACAUACACCUCACUGUGUUUGCAGGGCAGCACAGCAUCAAACACAGUGAACCCCCGCUCUCUCAGUGACGAUUUUGAUGUUGUCCAUCACGUACCUUGAUGUUGUUUUAGCACAUUGACGGGUUCACACAUGUUGUAGUACCUGAUCAAUGUAUCAUAUUCCGACUGUAGCAAAUUCCACCCGUGUGGUUUAUUCAACAGAGAACAAAUUAAUCGCCAACUGUUAUUUCCACCUCUGGCACAGCUCUUAUUCAUACUGUAAUACUGUACAAUGGACACUCACGUGUGAAUAAAUACUACUGAAUGUGUCAAAGACUGAAGCAGAGACUGAAGCCAAGGGUCACCACCGGCAGAUUUUUUUUUUUUUUUUUUUAUGUAACCUGAUGUAAUGAGAUUCAUUGGAAUGUAAUAAUGUUUAGUUGUUCUCCUCCUAGAUGUACAUUUGUAAAAGCAGAGACUGCAAACUGAUACACGAGACAUUCCCCUUGUUUUCAGAUGUGUUUUUACCUCAGCUGUGUACAAGAGUUCUGGUCACGAAGAAUGAGGCAUUUUCUGGACUUAACCUGCACAAUAUCAACCCCACUGAGAAAAACCUAAAAAGACUGUAAAGCGUGUAUCCCCUUUAAAAGAUGUCUUAAUCCACCUGUUUUAAGAGUGCUACUUCAGUUUCUAUUGCAUAGCACACAGCUAGUUACCCUGUACAUAAAGAGGCUAGUUUUUUAUUUUAUUUUUUCUGUCAGAAAUCACUUGGAAAGAGAAGAAGUUUUUUUUUUUUCUCCUACUGGUAGUUCCAAUAAGCACAUCUCAACACCUGUCACACAACUUUUGUAUCUCUAAAAUGUUUUUGAUUGCCUAGAUGGUUCAUAAAAAAGGAAACUAGAUCUAUUUAUCUAAACAUGAAAAAGUUAUUUAAUGUAUUAAAAUCGGGACGUAUCAUUUAACUGUAGAUGACAUAAUCUGCUUUUUCAAUAAAGUGGUUUUGUAGCUAACUGCAAACAA